UAUCGAUUGUAGAAGUAACUGUUUAAAGAGAAUAAAUUUUGUUCUUUUUUUGAAUUUUCUUUUCCAAUCUGUUCAAUUGUUGUCAAGUUAAUUAGUUUAAUUGUUAUUUCUUUGUGCAAAUUGAAUUAAAUGUCUUUUUCUUCUGAAAAUAUUGAAUUAGAACUUGGUGAUUAUAAAAUUCUUAUUGACGAAGGUGAUAUCGUUGUUAUUGGAAUGAGACAUGAUGAUGAUGAAAAUGAUGAAAGAGUCAAAAGUGACAAAGGUUAUGAAAGUGAUCAAAGAGUCGAGAUGGAUCAAGGUGGUGGAGAUGAUGAAAGAGUCGAGAGUCACCAAAUUACCGAGAAUAAUAGAUGGGAAAAGUACCAGGAUACCGAGGAUGAUCAAGGAGACGAAGAUGAUCAAGGUUCCCAAAAUAGUGAAACAUUGGAAAGUGAUGUGAAUCCUGAGCAACUUGUAGUGGUAAAUGUUGAUCAAGACAACGAAAGUGAUCAAAAUGAUGACAUGGAAACCGAAAACCUUAAACCGGAAAAUCAAUCAAUCUAUGGAAGUGACCAGGAAAAUGAAAUAAUAGCUGUUCAUAGUUAUGAAGAAAAACUCUAUGACUUCGAGAUGGAUUUAAGUGACGAUAAAGAAAACCACGAUAAAUAUGACAAAUAUUAUAGAUUGAAAAAUCCCGUUCUACGAUCCGGCCUAUCGAAAAGCCAAAAACUAAAGAAUCCUCUUCAUAAAUAUUUAUACAAACAAAACAGAAAAGAAUCUACAAGAAACUUGUAAAAGUUGCUCUCCAUGUAAAAGUGAAUUCACCGAAAAGUCUAAAAAAAAUCAAAUGUACAAGAUACACAAAGGAAAAACCUACGCAAAUAGAAAUUGUUGAUUAAAAGAAAAAGGAUAUCAGGUAAAAUA
Panonychus citri (citrus red mite) is the source of this 903-nucleotide messenger RNA. Its product is annotated as myelin transcription factor 1-like protein. Bases 130 to 774 code for a protein of 214 amino acids. Lineage: Eukaryota; Metazoa; Arthropoda; Arachnida; Trombidiformes; Tetranychidae. The transcript has a single exon. The record is from RefSeq and is a predicted model, not a curated record.